CAAUACCAACUUCCACCUUGUAUAAUUUCGUAUUUCACGUAUCGGGCCUUCUGAAAGCGACCGUUGUUAUUUCCGUAAAUAUAUAUUUAAAAAAAACAAUUGCAAGCUGUUGGACUUAGUGUAGAAUAUGGAAAUCGAUUCGCCGGUUUAAACUGCUCGCGCGCCAAAAACAAACAAGACAAAAACAAUAUUCAACAAAGAAAUUGUGAUUUUGUGAGUGCAAGGCCCACGUUGAGCGGCGUCCAUAAAUAAUAUACUCGUGCCGCCUUAAAGUGCAUUGACAGCUGCUGCUAUUGACCAAUCUGUGAGAGCGCGGAGGAAGCAUUUCCGUGGGAUCGCUUUGGUCUUGCGUUGGUGUUCCCUUUGUAGGCGGCCUCCCCCCUGCCUUAUCAGCGACUGUUUCUCUUUCUCGUUUUUAUUGAAUCUCCCCGUUUGAUUGGGCGAUUUAUUUCAUUUCGGUCUUCGGGUUUCUGUUUGUUAGUCACACGCGCCGGCAGCAGCGGCAGCGGCAGCAGCUGUUAAUCGAUCGCGUUUUUAUUGUCAAUUACCAAGUUUAUCGUUUAAUUUGAAAAGUUUCAGCAACUAUAAAUAGAAGUGAAGUGUUGAAAAGGCGUAGACAGCUUACAAUUUAGACUCAUUCGUGAUACAAGUUUUUAAGUGUUUCAUUCGUGCUGUUGGGUGUUUUGUGUGUAAUUUACUUGAACAGCAAAAGAUUAAUUACAGCUAAGAAGGAAGUCAAAGAGUUUGUCACCGAAGUAGACAACCAUGAGAUACUCUGCAGGCGACUGCUGUGCGGUUUGAACGCAUCUUCCGACGCUCAGAAUGAGCGCCUAGAAACGUUCCUUCCUCACAAAUACUGAACAAUGGGUCCCUGCAGCAAGCACCUGGCAAUUGGCUGCCUGAUACUCUUCCUUUUUGUGCUGCAAGUGCUCAGCAAGGAGCAGUCAGCAUCCGGCGAGCCAUCGCCCAGCGGCCAACACCGACAGCAGCAUCAUCGCAGCCGUUCGGGCAAGCGUUUCUCCCGCGACUCGAAUGGACCACGCGAGCGGCGACCCAACAUCAUACUGAUACUCACCGAUGACCAGGAUGUGGAGCUGGGAUCGCUGAACUUUAUGCCGCGCACGCUGCGACUGCUGAGGGAUGGUGGGGCCGAGUUCCGGCACGCGUACACCACCACGCCCAUGUGCUGUCCGGCCCGAUCGUCGCUGCUGACGGGCAUGUAUGUGCACAACCACAUGGUGUUCACCAACAACGACAACUGCUCGAGCCCCCAGUGGCAGGCCACGCACGAGACACGCUCCUAUGCCACGUAUCUGUCGAAUGCCGGCUACCGCACCGGUUACUUCGGCAAGUAUCUGAACAAGUACAACGGAUCGUACAUACCGCCCGGGUGGCGCGAGUGGGGCGGGCUGAUCAUGAACUCCAAGUACUACAACUACAGCAUCAAUCUGAACGGGCAGAAGAUCAAGCAUGGCUUCGACUAUGCCAAGGACUACUAUCCGGAUCUGAUAGCCAACGAUUCGAUUGCAUUCCUGCGCUCCUCGAAGCAGCAGAACCAACGCAAGCCCGUGCUGCUCACAAUGAGCUUUCCAGCGCCGCACGGCCCAGAGGAUUCAGCACCGCAGUACAGUCAUCUCUUCUUCAAUGUGACCACACAUCACACGCCCUCGUACGAUCACGCUCCGAAUCCGGACAAGCAAUGGAUCCUCAGAGUCACCGAUCCCAUGCAGCCCGUGCACAAGCGCUUCACCAAUCUGCUGAUGACCAAGCGCCUGCAGACACUCCAGAGUGUGGAUGUGGCCGUGGAGCGGGUGUACAACGAGCUGCGGGAUCUCGGGGAGCUGGACAACACGUACAUUGUGUACACCUCGGACCAUGGCUACCAUCUCGGGCAGUUUGGCUUGAUCAAGGGCAAGAGUUUUCCCUUCGAGUUCGAUGUGCGAGUGCCGUUCCUCAUCCGUGGCCCUGGCAUACAGGCCUCCAAGGUUGUCAAUGAAAUCGUGUUGAAUGUGGAUCUGGCUCCCACUUUCCUGGACAUGGGUGGCGUACCCACGCCCCAGCACAUGGAUGGGCGCAGCAUUCUGCCCCUGCUGCUCAGCAGGAAUCGCGCUGUGCGGGAUAACUGGCCCGACAGCUUCCUAAUCGAGAGCUCUGGGCGCCGGGAGACGGCCGAUCAGAUUGCGGAGUCGCGUGCAAGGCUCCAGGCCGAGCGCCGCAGCAUGAAGCUGGCCAACAGCUCGCUGCUCGAGGACUUCCUAGGCGGAGGCACUACCCUCGGCAGCACUGCUGCAACGCUAAUGAGCUCCAGCACCACGCAGCAGCAGGAUGAAUUCGAUGAAGACACGGACACUGACUUCGAAGAGGAUGAACUGGAUGGGGAUGGUGCCAUGGACAGUUCAGCGGCUGCUUUGGACGACGAGGAUAUGGAGGAUGCCGCUGCCGAGGAAGACGACGACGAACUGGAGGAGCAGGAGCUGCUGCAACAGCAGGACAACAAUCUGCCAGUGGCUCCGUACAUAACCAAAAUGAUGCGCCUCAACUCGGAGUGCUCCGAUCCGGCGCUGCUGAAGAACUGCCUGCCCGGCCAGAAGUGGAAGUGCGUCAGCGAGAAUGGACGUUGGCGGAAGCACAAGUGCAAGUUCCACCUGCAGCUCGAGCACCAGUUGGCGGCCAUGCCCCGCAAGCAAUACCAAAGGAAUUGUGCCUGCUUCACCUCGGAUGGCCUGGUGUACACCAAGAUCCGAGCACCCUCUGCCAGUGCCCAUCGCCUGAACAAGCGCACGCACCAUGGCCCACCGACGAAGCGCAGGAACAAGCGGGAGGUGGUCGUCUAUCACAGGGAGAUGCCCUACGAAAUGGAGGAGCUGCUGGAUCUGCAUCAAACAAUCGAUCUGCUGGCAGAGCACAGCCAUCGCAGCAAGCGAGAGGUGUCCGCCAAUGGCAAUGGCAACUCCAACGAAACGAUUGCUCAGGUCAUCCAGCAGAUACAGACCACACUGGAAACCCUGGAGCACAAGUUCAACGAGCACGAGCUGCACAGUCCCAGCGGAAACUCCAGCUCCAAUUCCUUUGUGCGUGGCGGAAAGUUUCCCAAGACUGGCGGGCGGGUGGGCCAUCGCUGCUUUGUGGAUGCGAACACGAGCAAAGUGAACUGCUCGGAUGUGAUCUACGACGAUGAGAAGACGUGGCGCACCUCACGCAACCAGAUCGACAUGCUGAUCAAGCUGCUGAAGGACAAGAUCGGCAGGCUGAAGGAGAUGAAGAAACUGCUGCGGGAGAGCAACAAGCAGGCAUUGGCCGCAGGCAGACGCAACGAGAGCCGCAGGCGCAACGAGGCAAAUCUUUUGGGCGAGACUGGAGCUGGACCAGAGUUCAACAUGAGCUACUUUACGGGUGCUACCAGCACGCCACGGACCAGUGUGGGACAAAAGGAGAUCUUCCGCGGCUUUGGCAGUGCCGCCGUCUUUGACUCCACGGAGCAGCAGCAGCCGCAGACGCCGCGCUAUGCCUCACGCGCCGAAUGCUACUGCGAACCAGAUGCGGGAGAGAACUAUGCAGACUCCAAGGAAAUGGCUCGGGAGGCGCGGCGCAAGCUCAAGGAGGAGCGUCAGCGGAAAAAGGAGCGCAAGCGGAUCAAGAAGGCCCGCCUGGAGAAGGAGUGUCUGUCGGAGAAGAUGAACUGCUUCUCGCACGACAACCAGCACUGGCGCACGGCUCCCCUGUGGAACGACAGUCCCUUCUGCUUUUGCAUGAAUGCCAACAACAAUACGUACUCCUGCCUGAGGACCAUCAAUGCCACCCACAACUAUCUCUACUGCGAGUUCACCACGGGCUUGAUUACCUUUUACAACCUGACCAUAGAUCGCUUUGAGACCACGAAUCGUGCUGCCAGUCUGACGCCAGGUGACAGGGCCCACAUGCACGAUGCCCUCGAGCAGCUGAAGGGCUGUCGCGGCCGCAGCUGCAGCGUACGCAGACAUCAGGCACACCUCCUGGAGACUGGCUCUGCUCCACACUUGCCUGCAGUCAUCAAUCAAGUGCAACGCAACAACAAACGCAAGCACUCUCCUUUGUCGGCCAGUGUGGGCAACUUUGGCUUUGUGGGCAGUCGACUGGACAUGGAUGGGCUGCCACCGUUCAAGCGUCGCAAGCUAUCCAAAUACCACAGAUGGACUGGCUCGCAGCAGACGCACCUGAAGAGGCGCCCCUGGAAGCAGCAGCAGCAGCAGCAGCAGCAACAGUCCAGCCGGCCUAUGCCCACGCAGGCAGCAGCCUAGACGGAUAAAUGGACAGCUGGAAUUGGAGUCUCAGUCCCAGUGAAUACACACAUAUCCUAUGCGUACCUUGCUUGCCACCUGCCACCCUGCUCCUCCCUCUUUGGUUAGCCCUCACAUUGGAAUUCUUCAUACAUAAAUAAGACUGUGUUUUUUUUUAAUAUAAUCCAUCUACUUAUGUUUAGUCUCAUUUCGGUCCUACGGCUUGCAAUAUUUACUGUUUACGACUUUUAAUUAGCCCUAAGCCUGAGAGCCCCUUAAUUUGUAUAUAAAUUUAAACGUGGAGCCACCAACAGCUAUCGAAUACGACUAUGAACUAUACACUAAAUAAAUUAUUUAGCGAAA
Molecule: messenger RNA, 4619 nt
Organism: Drosophila guanche
Lineage: Eukaryota; Metazoa; Arthropoda; Insecta; Diptera; Drosophilidae
Gene: Sulf1
Product: extracellular sulfatase SULF-1 homolog
Exons: 10
Coding region: 864-4277 (1137 amino acids)
Molecular function (GO): glycosaminoglycan binding; N-acetylglucosamine-6-sulfatase activity
Source: RefSeq, a predicted model, not a curated record